This is a messenger RNA of Saccostrea cuccullata (small rock oyster), 924 nucleotides long. RefSeq lists its product as uncharacterized. Lineage: Eukaryota; Metazoa; Mollusca; Bivalvia; Ostreida; Ostreidae. The record is from RefSeq and is a predicted model, not a curated record. The coding region runs from base 209 to 712 and encodes 167 amino acids. The transcript is spliced from 4 exons.
ACUAUGCCCUAAUCGUAUGCCUUUCGACGUCUUAAAAUCCACGUGUUGAAUGUUUUAUCGAUAGCGACCCGUUACCUCAGUUGACCCACUAAAACUUUUUUUCGCCUGAUUGCAGGACGGACAAAUAACAUUGGUUCCAGGUAGAUAAGUUCACCAAAGCUGCACUACAACUACAACUGACUGCUGUGUGAUUACAAGAAGAAGAAACAUGGCGAAAGACACCAGGAAAGUCGUCAUAGCAAUGGAUGGAAGCUACCACUCGGGUUUCGCUUUUCAGUGGUACGUAGAUAACCUUCGGCGGCCCAAUGAUUAUGUGUAUCUGGUCCACAGCAUAGAGCGAUUACGUCACGAACCUUUCAGUACCGCCAUGGGAACGGCUGACGUACAAGCGAUCUGUAAGGUCCUGGAGGAGGAAGAAACUGCCGAGAAGACUCUAGUAGACAAACUGAACCAACUUAUAAAAGAGAACCAAUUAAAUGGUGAGGUCAAAACGGGAAGUGGGGGAAAACCCGGGGAAGUUAUAAUGAAGAUAGCGGGCGAGGUGAACGCAGACACGAUCGUUUGCGGAAGUCGGGGUCACGGAAAGCUCCGAAGGACGAUGCUGGGCGUGGUUAGUGACUACAUCGUACACCAUUCGGAAGUCCCCGUGACUGUAUGUCGUCACAAACCGCACAACCCCGAGAUCAGGCGACAAAGUAGUCUGGAGAAAUGAUUUAUUUUGGUUCACUGGUGCCGGCAAAGAGAGCGUGUUCAAGCUGGAGGGUGUUAAUAAUGCCAGGGAUUUACAAGUGCCAUAUUUUUUUUAUAUAAAAAAGAAACCAUUAAUUUUUGUCACAGUUUUCGUAUUGCAUGUGUGUUCACUGUUCAAUGAGAAGUUUGUUUGUUAAGUGCGUUUCGUAUACAAAAUAAAUUUUCAUGAAUGUA